UCCGCCUAUGCCGGCUGUUUUCAAGCAGAACCUUGCAGAUCAGCUGGAGAGUCUCCCAUCCCCUGAUGGCGCGGCUGCUGUGGACGCAGCUGGAGCAACAGGCACAGGAGCAGCACAGAGAGCAGCAGCAGCACAAGAAACAGCAGCAGCAGCAGCAGCAGCAGAGGCGGCGAUGAGGGAGGCAGUAGAGUCCACCGUGCGCUGUCUGUCGCAAGUGGCGCCCCUCAUGCUCGAGCUCUCCCGCCUCUGCCGCGCCCUGCGCUGGCCGCCGGCUGCCCGUGCUGCUGCUGAUGUUCCUGCUGCUGCAGCAGCUGCAGCGGGUGCAGCGGGUGCGAGCAGCGGGCUGCAGCACAUUCCACGCCUCUCCCCUCUGCCGCCUGUGUUCAUCACCGCUAGAGGGCCGAGUAGGCUCAUCACCCAUCAACUCCCCUUGCUGCAGCAAAUGCAGGCGCCAAGCACGGCAGGGCCUUGCCACGCCCCAAGCACGGCAGGGCCUUGCCACGUGCGCAGAGCCUUGCUUAUUUCACUGCUCUCCCAUCCCUCCGUGCCUCCCCUCUCACAGCAACUCCCCUUGCUGCAGCAAAUGCACGUGCAGGCUCAAGCUCCGAGCAUCGCAGGGAGGGAAGGGAGAGAAGGGGGAGAGGUGGGGAGCGGAGAGAGGGCGAGGAGGGGGAGGGGGGUUGGGGAAAGCAUCAGAAUUCCGGUGUUUGGAGGUCAGCAGCAAUCAAGCGCAGCAGGCACAGCAGCAGGUACAGCAGCAGCAGCAGCAGCAGCGCCAUCUGCAUCUGUCCCCACGCCUGUUGCCAACUUCUCUCUCCCAGGGGGCGUGCAUGUGGGGUUGUUUGGCGUGCCUGCCAUUGCCGCCCACCAGCCUCGCACUCACCCCUCCCGCCCUACUGACCAUGCUCGCGCCUCAACAGACAGAACCACCAAUGCUGCAAACCCCCUGCUGCUGCUGCUCCUGCUCCUGCUCCUGCAGCAGCAGCAGCAAGGUCAGGGGCAAGUGCAGCAGGGGCAGCAGGGGCGGCAGGGGCAGCAGGGGCAGCAGGGGCAGCAGGGGCAGCAGGGGCGGCAGGGGCAGCAGGGGCAGCAGGGGCAGCAGGGGCAGCAGGGGCAGCAGGGGCAGCAGGGGCAGCAGGGGCAGCAGGGGCAGCAGGGGCAGCAGCCGGCAUCGUUGAUGGAGCAAGUGAUGGCAGCAGCUCGCCUGUUCCACGUGCAGCAGGUGCUGGCAGGGUAUAACGCGCACAUGCAGGGGAGGCGAGAGCAGCGGGACAGGCUAGAUGCGGCGAGUGGGGAGAGAGGGCAGCAGCAAGAGCGGUCACAGGAGCAGCACCAACAGGAGGAGCAGCAAGUGCAAGAGCAGCAGCAGCAGCAGCAGCAGGCAGUUGCAAGCGAGCAACAGACGUUGUUUGCCGGCCAACAGCCGUUGCUACAGUUCCCGGCCACUGUAGCUCUCUUGUCCGGGUCUGGCCCCCUCCCCACCAUAGUGAUGCGCCCUCAGCUGCCGCCAUUGGCAGGAGCAACGGGAGCAGCAAGGGCAGCAGGGGCAGCAGGGGCAGCAGGGGCAGCAGGGACAGCAGAACCAGCAGAAGCAGCAGAAGCAGCAGAAGCAGCAGAAGCAGCAGGAGCAGCAGGAGCAGCAGGAGCAGCAGAAGCAGCAGAAGCAGCAGGAGCGGCAGGAGCAGCAGGAGCAGCAGAAGCAGCAGGAGCAGCAGGAGCAGCAGGAGCAGCAGGAGAGCAGGCAGGGGGGUUGGGCGGGCAAGGGAGGGGAUCGGGACUCCAAGGAACAGGAAUGGGAUCAGAGGGCGGAGGGGGGGGCAUGAAGGCAGGGGGGAUGGGCGCACAGGCAGGGGGGAUUGGCGCACAGGCAGGGGGGAUUAGCGCACAGGCAGGGGGGAUUGGCGCACAGGCAGCAGGAAUGGGCGCACAGGCAGGGGGAAUGGGGUUGCAAGCAGGUGGACUGGAGGCGCUACUUGGUGGGCUGGGAGGCCUGGGUGGGAUCCUGGCAGGUUUAGCGGGGCAAUCAGGUGGAGGGGCCGAGGUUGAGGGAAGGUCGAUUGAUGGGGUGGUGCCUAGUGGAAGUGCAGAGGCGAGGGGGCGAGGAGGGGUGGCGGGUGACAGUGAUGAUGGCAGACAAGCCCAGCAGCAGCAGCAGCAGCAGCAACAGCAGCAGCAGCAGCAGCAGCAGCAGCAGCAGCAGCAGCAACAGCAGCAGCGUGUGCUGAGAAGUAUGUUGGGGCAGGGCUUGGGUGCCUUGAGGAGAGUGUUGGGAGGGGCAGGGCGCGAGGGGGCAGGGCGGGGUAUGGGAGGGGAGCAAGCGAGGAGGGGCGCUGAGGUGGUAGAGGGGUCUGGGUCUGGUGGAGGGGUGGGGUGCGGUGGAGGAGCGGGACCGAGCGCCAAGGACAGAGGCAAGGUUCUCUCAGCUGCUGUUGCUGCUGGGCAAUUGAGCCAGGAGGAGGCUAAGGAGUGGGAGAGGGUAAUGGGAGAGGACGGCGUGGCACAGCGCCACAUGGCACCACAAGAGAGGCUCUCAGAAGCAUACCUGCGAGGGAGGGGAUGGAGAAUGAGCCAAGAGGCCAAACAGAACCAGGAACGGCUGGUUUCUGCCCGACCGCACACCGAGGCUAACAAGGCAAUGUCCGGAAUGCCUGGGCCCUCGGCGGCGCCCCAAGAGUUAUCUGGCAACGGUCCCACCCCUGGUGAGCACAUGACACAUAGUGCCGAUGGACCCACGUCCAGCAUGCCUGGAGGAAUGCUUGCUGAUCAGGUGCCCUCGCGUCGGAGAAUGCGGGACGAGAUUGACGGCCGGAAUGAGGACGAUGGGAACAACGGCAGCUCCAGGCGAACCAAGCAUAAGAAGACAAUGGAAAGUGCAUGAUGGCAAAGAUGUGUUGCGAAGUUAGGGGCUGCUAUAGUUAGUAGAAUUCCGUGCUUUUGAACCGCGUUACAAAGUCCGAGGUGUAGAAGUCAACCUUUUAGCAAACAGUACACCUAGCGCGCCUUAAUUUCACACCCAGUAUUUUCAGGGGGUGCCGCCGAGAGGGUAUUCACCCCCAGAAAGCAGCUCCUGAAGACCAGAUCCGGAUACCCUUAAAAAA
Molecule: messenger RNA, 3098 nt
Organism: Closterium sp. NIES-67
Lineage: Eukaryota; Viridiplantae; Streptophyta; Zygnematophyceae; Desmidiales; Closteriaceae
Source: the annotation of a GenBank genome assembly